Penicillium pulvis is the source of this 2493-nucleotide messenger RNA. RefSeq names its product putative C6 transcription factor. The transcript is spliced from 5 exons. The record is from RefSeq and is a predicted model, not a curated record. Gene Ontology annotation, cellular component: nucleus. Lineage: Eukaryota; Fungi; Ascomycota; Eurotiomycetes; Eurotiales; Aspergillaceae. Bases 1 to 2493 code for a protein of 830 amino acids. Gene Ontology annotation, molecular function: zinc ion binding; DNA-binding transcription factor activity, RNA polymerase II-specific; DNA binding. Gene Ontology annotation, biological process: regulation of DNA-templated transcription; DNA-templated transcription.
AUGCCGAACCCUGCGCCUCCCACACAACACUUCACCCCUGCCAAUCAGCGGCUUGGGGAACUAGACAGAGACCAGAGCCCGGCUGAGUACUCGUCCGGGGAGGACUCUGACAAUGAUCUUGCUGGCAAUGGCUCCGGCAACCCGCGUGCCCUGAAACGGAAACGACCUCUUACGGUCUCGUGCGAACUCUGCAAACAAAGGAAAGUCAAGUGCGAUCGCGUGCAACCCAGCUGCGGCUGGUGUACUCGUAACGGUCAACUAUGUGAAUACAAAGAGCGGAAAAAGCCUGGCCUGAGAGCCGGGUAUGGCAAGGAGCUGGAGCAACGACUUGAUCGACUGGAAGAAGUAAUUCAAUCGCAAGCCAGACUAAUCGAGAUGCAUAUUUUGCAAAACCAACAUUCGAUGCCACACCACGGUGGAUCCAUUUCAUACAGCUCACCAUCCGAGCCAUCUGGAAUCCACGGCCCAAGCCCCCGAGCGGCCCUCUAUUUCAACGAGCCCGCCUCUUCAAUGACAUUGCCUUCCCGCCAUGCAGAUGUCUCCAUUACCAGCCCUUCGGACACAUCGGUGAAGAACUUGGUCUCAAACGGCCUACAGAAUGGGAGCACGUCGGGCAUGGGCUCAUUGCCACCACAGAGUGUGCAAAAUAAUGACUUCACGGGCAACGAAUCAUCCUUGUCCGUACCAGUCAGCAUUUUUGCAAAUCAAGAACAGUCGCUAGCAGACCCAGACCUAGAUCUUCCACCGUAUGAUUUACUCUAUGCGCUGGUCGACCUUUAUUUUGAGCACAUCAACUCCUGGUGUCCGAUUCUUCAUCGUCGAUCUACAUUGGAUACCUUCUUUGGCCCAUCGCCGUUGGAAGAGGCAGACCGCAUGGUUCUUUAUGCCAUUGUUGCAACUACAUUGCGCUUUUCAACUGACAGCCGACUAAGUGAACAGAACCGAAAGCGGUAUCACGAUUCUUCAAAACAGAAAGUACUGUUAUAUGGCCUUGAAAAUUCAUCAGUGAAGGCUCUUCAAGCUCUUGUUAUUCUGGCACUGGACCUGGUUGGAUCGUCGAAUGGACCCCCUGGGUGGAAACUGCUAGCCUUGAUCACUCGAUCCGUUGUUCAACUGGGAUUGGCAGUCGAGUCCAAGUCUUCUCUCAUCGCUCCGGUCUACCCAUCUAUCUAUACCCUCAGAGCCGUCACCUUGUCCGAACCCGACUCAUGGAUUGAGGACGAGAGUCGACGUCGUCUGUUCUGGAUGGUCUAUUUGCUGGAUAGGUACUCAACCCUUGCCACUGCCUUCAACUUUGCCCUGGACGACAAAGACAUCGAUCGAAAGCUUCCUUGCAAAGACGAAUUCUUUGUUAAGAAUCAAAUGGUUGAGACGCGAAGAUUUCACUACUCCGGUGAUCGCGCAGACUAUCUCAGCCAUGCAGAUACCGUGGGGUCUUUUGGGUUGUACAUUGAGAUUUUAGGGAUUCUUUCACGCGUCCACGCGUUUUUGAAACGCCCAGUGGACAUCGGCUCUCUUUCUGAUGUUGAAGAAUGGCAAUCCACCUACCGAAAGCUCGACAGUGAGCUGACUACAUGGGAGUUCAAUUUGCCUGCGGAAUACGCUUAUGAGAAUGCAUCUCGCCUUUUCAAUGGGGCGAAACAGAGCCGGACUUUGCAUAGUGAUUGGGUGCAGCUUCAUGCUACCUAUCAAACGGCCGUCAUUCGUCUCCAUUCCUCUGCUGCGUACCCCACAACCCGAUCGCCGAUCUUUACCCCAUCAUACAGCGCCAGUCAGCGAUGCUUGCUAGCAGUCGACAAUAUUCUCUCAGUAACUCGCUUCGUGGUUGAGAACAACAUGCUUGACAAGCUCGGACCUCCAUUCGCCUUUACACUCUGGGUCUCAGCCCGCCUCCUACUAGUCCACGGAUCAACCAUCGCCCACACUGUCAGCUCCGACAUUAUCUUCUUCGUCGACACACUUUCCCACAUGGGCCACCACUGGAAAGUUGCGGAGCGAUAUAGUAACAUCCUCCAACGUGUCCUCGACGAAUACGGCGAAUACCAACAAUCUGUCGCUACAGACGGUGAACGCUCAACUCCAUCCACAGUCAAGAUCCUAGCAGAUAUGCGCCGAUGUGCAUUUGAUCUCGACUUCCUCAUAUCCCGCCAACCACGAGAAUCGCCAUCAUCAAUGAGUGGCAAUGGGAAUGACGCCCGCCCUGCUUCGUCGGCUAUUGCCCCCCGCAAUCUUGCACCAAAUGAACUCGAGUACCUCGAUGUGUUCGGUUUCUUUAAUGUCCCGCGUGUGCCGGCCGCUCGAGCUCCGGAUUCCGUUGCGGCAACACAUCUCGAUAUGUCGGAGUCUGUACCGAACCCGAUGUCUAUUCAUGGACUUACUGGUAAUGGAUCCGGCGUUGAUGGACACACCUCUUCAAAUGCGAAUGAGUUCAAUAUCACAAAUUACUUGAUCCCGACACCUGAGACUGAUUGGCUUUUCCGUCCUGCGGGAUGA